CAUUGUCCCCGGGAUGAGAAGAGGACGGGUGUUUCGGCAGAAAAGAACAGGGAAAUGAAGUUGACAGACGGGCAAGCCCAGCAGCAAGUCACUCUGUAAUAACUAGGAAGCUAGCAAGUUCGAUGACAGGGGUCACUAGAAGUGAAAUUUACGUCAAAUAUCACUGCUAUGAAUGUCUCUAGUUUGAGGAAGUUGUAGCUACAGUUAGGGGACGUUAGGGUAGCUACAGCUGUCAGACAACGUUACAGACUUUUUCAAAGUAACGUUACAGUGGAUACUGAAAGUGGAGACGACUCGCUAGCCCGCUAGCUCACCUUUGGUCACCGAGCGUCUUUGAAGUUCAAAGCUACCCUUCAUUCGAGAUCUGGUCUUGGAUUACCUGUCUUCAGCCAUGCCUUUUCCUUUUGGAAAGUCUCAGAAGAACCCAGCUGAGAUAGUGAAGAGUCUGAAGGACCAUGUUGCAUACAUGGAAAAGCUGGAUGCUGGUGACAGCAAGAAGUGUGAAAAGGUUGCAGAGGAGGUGUCCAAAAAUCUUGCCUCACUGAAGGAAGUACUUUGUGGAACAGGUGACAAGGAGCCCCAAACUGAAGCAGUGGCUCAGCUUGCACAGGAGCUGUACAACACCAACCUUCUCAUUUCUCUCAUUGCAAACCUACAGAAGAUUGAUUUCGAGGGGAAGAAGGAUGUGGUCCAUUUGUUCAGCAAUAUUGUGAGACGUCAGAUUGGCACCCGCACGCCCACGGUAGAAUACAUUUCUACACACCCACAGAUCCUCUUCAUGCUUCUCAAAGGAUACGAGGCUCCAGAAGUGGCUCUUAACUGUGGGAUGAUGCUGAGAGAGUGCCUGCGUCACGAGCCUUUGGCGAGGAUAGUGCUCUUCUCUGAAGACUUCUUCUGCUUCUUCCAUUAUGUGGAGCUCUCAACCUUUGACAUCGCCUCAGAUGCUUUUGCCUCAUUCAAGGAUCUUCUCACGAGACACAAGAUUAUGUGUGCAGACUUCCUGGAGAAUAAUUAUGACAGAGUGUUUACAGAGUAUGAAAAGCUUCUGCACUCUGAGAACUACGUCACAAAACGGCAGUCUUUGAAGCUCCUAGGUGAACUUCUCCUGGAUAGGCACAACUUCACUGUCAUGACGAGGUACAUCAGUCGGGCAGAGAACUUGAAGCUGAUGAUGAACCUGCUGAGAGAUAACAGCCGAAACAUCCAGUUUGAAGCAUUCCACGUCUUCAAGGUAUUUGUUGCAAACCCCAACAAGACUCAGCCCGUGAUGGACAUCCUUCUGAAGAACCAGACCAAGCUCGUGGAGUUCCUUGGCAACUUCCAGACGGAUAGAUCUGAGGACGAGCAGUUCUGCGAUGAGAAAAACUAUCUGAUCAAGCAAAUCAAAGACCUGAAGAGACCCACAGCGUCCGAGGAAGCUUAAUGCAGUCGUUCCAUGCCAAUAAUGGGACGACUGCUGUCAGGUGGUAGAUUUUAGAGGUGGUGGUUCAAGAGGAAAAAACAAAACAAAAUAAAAACAUGCAUCAUUAAAAGUUAAUACUAAGUAUAAAAAAAUAGGAAAAGUUAAGAUUACUUCCUUCACUUUCUGGCUUAGUGUGGAUGUGGAGGUUCUUUCCAUCCAGCAACCUGAGUGGGCCAAGAACUGUUAUUUAAACCGCAGUGCUUCUUAUUUAGUGAUAACCAAAUGCCUUUUGGUUCCUUCUUCUAAUGUUGGACCUUAAGCUGUUACUUUUCCACAUACAUGGAAAUUCACAACCAGCUUGAGCACUGAGGUCAUUUUCCAGAACUUGUACAUGCUUUAGAGAUUGAAAGGUUGAGAGGUAAAUAUAUUAUUUUUCUAAUGUAUCUUUUAUGCUAAAACAUUUAAAGCCUCCAGUAACUCUUCUUUCCGAAUGAUGCUUAUUCUCAUUGCUUAGGUUUGGUUUAUUGCCUCUUUUUUCUUUUUUUUUUUUUUUUGGAAAGCUGUUCUUUGUACAGGGACUGUCUUUAGAAAUCCAGCUUUAGAAGAGUGGCAGGUCAGCUCAUAUUGGGCAGGUCAGCUCGUAGUAGUAACAUUUGGCAAUUAUUGCGCAGUUUUCAGGCUUUCGUUGGCGUGCACGCGAUUACGCUGGUCAGAAACGACCCCGCAGUGCUGCACUAGCCAAUGCAUUAGCUGUCACAGGAAGAGAAAAUCAAAACCAUAGAGGAAUCAAUUAAUUGUACUGUGAUUUUUCAGGCUGUGCUCAGCGACGCUUACAUGACUGAAAUAGAAACAAGGCAUCAGAUAACCCCGCAGGCUACCAGCCCAUCCGUUCACAGCUAACGCGGACAGCCAGGAUACACCAAUUGAUCUCGCUGGAAGCGCUUCAUUUCUUCUUCACGUUCUAAAACUGAUGGCAACAAAUUAACAAAAAAUCAUAAAAAUGUUACACUGUUACACCUGAUAUAUUCAUAUCGGAGCACGGUGUGUUAUUGAACCACAGACCUUUAUAAUAAUGUUAAUCGGGGUCGUGUUUUCCCCUGGGUAAUUUCACUGCUACACUGGACUUGAUUAGUCUGAAGACUGAAAUAUUACUAAAACAAAAUGACAUUUCACCUCAGAAACCACACAAAUGCAAACUCCUAACCACACCAUCAUUCACUUAAUACAGAAGAGACAAACUGCUUAAGGAGACGGUAAAAUGUUAGGUUGGCUCUCUUUUCUGAUAUGAUUAUAACAGUGACACAGUGCAUAACAACAUGCCUGCAAAGCAUCAGAACAGUAGGUCCCAUCGGAUGUCACAGUAUUGUCAGGAUAACCACAUGCACUGUUCCACAUGAGAUUUUUGGAUGAUGAGCACUGACUUUACUCCUCACGUGCAUCACCAGAGCUCAGUUGAAAUAAUUGCCCUAUUUCUGCUGUUGUUGUUGUUAUAGUGGCUGAAAUUACAGCGUUUCAGAAUGCGUUGUCUGUGCAGACUGUUAGUGUAUAUACCUCAUGGGAUUUGAGUUUGCGGAUGCUGGUUUGUUUUUUUUUUCUUUUUUCUUUUCCUUGACGAGAUAUUUAAUUUGACAUUUGACCAAAACAAAAGCACACAGCAGUGGUUUGAAUGCAUGCCGACAUGUGAUACAUUUGUUCCGACAUGAGCAGGGACUGCAGCCUGGUUUUCACAAUGGAAAACUGGAUCCUUUUUUUUUUUUUUUUUAAACUUAAACUUUUCAUUGUGCGGUACCUCACAAAUGUUAAUUCAUAAUGAAUUGCAGUGUGGUACCUUGUAAUGAAUUUUUGCCUUAUUUAAUGACAUUUCAUGGAUCAUGAUUGAUCCUUUCAAUUUCUAAUUUGUUUUAAACCAAAGCUGAUAUGAAAAAAAGGGUUUAAAAAUGUAAAAGAUUAAUUAAAAAAAUGUUCAUUUCAGGUCCCAAAUACAUUAGCAGUUAAUUUCUCGGGUUCAUGCGUAGACCAGGUUUAUUACUAACUGCGAUACUUGCUUAUAUGUAAACCCUGGGAGUGUAAAUAUAUUUUAAGAGAUCUGUAGUAGGCACCACACAGUGUAGUUUUCAGUUGGGUUGAUUUGGCUUGAUCAUUCUUUGGUCCACUUCAUGAGACCGUCACAAAGAGUGAGGACUUUCAGGAGCCAUUAAAUAAUUUGAUAAACUUGCUGUGAAUGUGGUACAUGAUGCAUAGAUAAACUGAAGUCCUACACACAGUGCAUUGUCAUGUCAUCAGUUUAGAAACUAUAAAACAAAUUAAAACUGUGAGAAUAUAUUGGGUAUAAUCCGUAAACACAGUGGUCAUUACUGAUGUCUCCGUGCAGUUGACUUAUAGAUUUACUGAGGACAAAAAGUCUGUUAUCAGUAAUAAUUAAAACUGUUUACGUUUUGUUUUUGUUUUUUAAUGGAAGGAGGGAAAAAAAAUUAUUGCCCGUAUGAAUUUGUAUGCAGACUUUCUUGAAAUUUGGCCCCAGUCAUGACAUGCACUUUUAGAAGGAUGUGUUGUGCGCAGCCAUCCCACUAGGGGGUGCUGUUAGCAACAGUUGGCACCUUGUGUUAGUUGUACAAACAAAGCAUUUCAAGUUUCUUUAACCCUACCUCCUGUUAUGAAUAUACGAGUCACUGGCAAUAUGUAGUCACAAAUUUAAAUUCCUUAAAAUCAAUAAUAUGUAUGAAAUGAAUUAAACUUUUCUGGGUUAUUGUGCUUUACGUUUUUUUGGACUCUGUUGCCUUCUUUUCUUUCUUUACCUUUCCACACUGGAUAUUUUAUUUUCUUCGGGAGCAAAUUAUGUGUACAUAACUUUAUAAAGGAUAAGUGAAGUGUGAAAGCAUUC
Pelmatolapia mariae (spotted tilapia) is the source of this 4283-nucleotide messenger RNA. RefSeq names its product calcium binding protein 39, like 1 (gene cab39l1). Gene Ontology annotation, molecular function: protein serine/threonine kinase activator activity. Gene Ontology annotation, biological process: intracellular signal transduction. The record is from RefSeq and is a predicted model, not a curated record. The transcript is spliced from 9 exons. Bases 392 to 1423 code for a protein of 343 amino acids. Lineage: Eukaryota; Metazoa; Chordata; Actinopteri; Cichliformes; Cichlidae.